AUGAUACCAGGCUCGAUCAAGAAGUUAUUCAAGCUCUUCAUCAAGUAUCUGGUGGACAGUAGGUCCAUGGCAUUAGACAAUGUUGACCAUCAGGAUCUGGACGAGGAACACGAUGAUGAGGACGAUGAUUAUGUUGACGAGUACGAAGAUGACGACGAUUAUGUUGACCAGGACAAUGAGAACAAUGAUGAUGACAAUUUCUCCAUGACCAGCAGUGAUGAGGAAGAUAUCCAGGACAAUGAGGUCGACGAUGAUGAGAUUGAGAGACACUCCCUGUCGAUCGACAGCAUGCGCACCGCCUUGGAUGUGGGCAAUCACUCUGGCGCCUUGGUCGAGGUCGACAAUGUCCUGUCCAACUCAAUGAGGACAAUCGAGAGCGUCUUCUUGCUCAAGCGAUGCAACCUAAAGAUGAAGCCAGAGGGUACUGUUUGGACGAGACGUGGCAAAUCAGUACCAAUGCCUGCACAGUAUCGAUUCAGUCAAGCCAAGCCUACCUUUCAUCAAUGUCUCCAAUUGCUUGCAGUCAUGGUCAGGAGGGAGGAUGGACUCACAGAUCUCAUUGAAGAUGAAACUGAGAGAGCCAAUGUAGUUAGACUCUGGGAGAUGAUAUACAAGUUGGUUAUCUUGCUACUCGAUCACACCAUUGUCAUCAAGUCCUAUCAAUGGAGAGUGUUGUGUGAGAGGUUUGGCAGAUUGUUAAUCAAUAUUUACAACAUUGAACCGACCUCUUAUCUUCACAUCUUCAUACAUCAUUCUGGCGAAUAUAUGGAGCUGUACGGCUGCUUAAUGAUGUUGUGUAACAUCGCAUCUGAAGCCAAGCAUGGUUCCAACAACACAGCCAUUAAGGCAUCCAACAAACAGAGACGACCUGGACAGAUAUGCAAGCAACAGGUGACCCGGGAUAUGAUCAUGACCAAGCUCAUUGAGAUCUAUCGAAAGGAUGGAGUAGCACUUGCCAGCUAUGUGAGCCACUCGAGGAAGUUCUAUGAGGACAACUACAACAAACACAUCAAGGGCCAUAUCAACAACUACAUGGCCGACGUUGCCUUCCGAUCUACAUUUGGCCUGGAGCCUGACGACUUGUCUCAUCCACCACGCCCAACUGCCUUCAAGUUGAAUCAGAUGGUAACGGCAAUGACCAACGAAGAGGGCGACGAUUAUAAGAGCUGGUGGCCUGGUGAGGUUGUUGGCUAUGACCCUGAGAAUGUGACCUAUGACAUUCGAUUCUGGUUUGUAUUAUAG
This is a messenger RNA of Acytostelium subglobosum LB1, 1242 nucleotides long. RefSeq lists its product as hypothetical. The transcript has 3 exons. NCBI's taxonomy places the organism in Eukaryota, Evosea, Eumycetozoa, Acytosteliales, Acytosteliaceae. The record is from RefSeq and is a predicted model, not a curated record. Bases 1 to 1242 code for a protein of 413 amino acids.